AUGUCUACCCGCAAGAGGAAGCAGGAGCAGGACGAAGAGGAGGAGUUCCUCUCCCUCCCCAGCGGCGACGAGGAAGAAGAGGAAUGCAAAGAGUCGUGUCCAUCGAUGUUUUAUGAUGGACGCCGUAUCUUGCGUGCAUCCGGCGGUGCCGGUGGCAGAGUGCAAUGGAACGACAUGAAAAACCAUGCUGACAUUGGCCCUUUCCCUCCAGGUUCGAGGAUGAGGACGACUACGAAGAGGGUGAUGAGGACGAUGACGAAGAGGAGGAGGAGAGAGGAGGAGGAGGGCGACGAAGAAAACGGCGAUGAUGCCGGUGAUGCCGCCGCCAAGCCCGCUGCCCCUCCCAAGAAGAAGCAAAAGGUUACUUCCGCCGAAGAUGAUGAGGAGAACGGCGAGGACGCCGAAGGCGAUGACGAUGCUGAAGAGGAUGAGGAGGACGCUGAGGAGCCUGAAGAGCCCGAAGAGCUCGAUGGCGACGAAGAGGCCGAGGCCAAUGGCGAUGCUGCCGACGACCUCGUCAAGAAGGCAGCUACCAAGACCGAUGCGCCUGUCGUUGCCGACGGCGAGGACGAGGUUGCGGCUGGCGGCGAGGACGAGGAGUAA
Sporothrix schenckii 1099-18 is the source of this 603-nucleotide messenger RNA. RefSeq lists its product as uncharacterized. Bases 1 to 603 code for a protein of 200 amino acids. The record is from RefSeq and is a predicted model, not a curated record. NCBI's taxonomy places the organism in Eukaryota, Fungi, Ascomycota, Sordariomycetes, Ophiostomatales, Ophiostomataceae. The transcript is spliced from 3 exons.